AUGGAGGGUGGUGGUGUGAACAUGAAAGACCAAUCAUCUCUGCAACCAGAACAAACACCGCCACAAUCACCGCAAUCGCCUCUGCGAAUCACAAUCAUGGUGGCCUCUAUUGCCGCCGGGAUACAAUUCGGAUGGGCUUUACAGCUCUCUUUGCUGACCCCAUACGUUCAACUAUUGGGUAUUCCACACACUUGGGCUGCUUUUAUUUGGCUCUGUGGACCUGUCUCCGGCAUGCUCGUACAACCCAUCGUUGGAUACUACAGCGACAACUGUUCUUCUCGUUUUGGCCGUCGCUGUCCCUUUAUUGCCGCCGGAGCUGCUCUAGUUUCUAUCGCGGUCUUCCUCGUCGGCUAUGCUGCUGAUAUUGGUCACAUCUCCGGUGACCCACUUGGGAAAACACCAAAACCCCGAGCCAUUGCCGUGUUCGUCGUCGGUUUUUGGAUCCUUGACGUCGCUAACAAUAUGUUACAGGGUCCAUGCCGUGCCCUCUUGGCUGAUCUCUCCGGCGGAAACGCCCGGAAAACCCGAAAGGCCAACGACUUCUACUCCUUCUUCGUGGCCGUCGGCAACGUGCUUGGCUUCGCUGCCGGCUCGUACACCCACCUCUACAAGCUAUUCCCAUUCACAAAAACAAAUGCAUGUGAUGUGUACUGUGCAAACCUAAAAAGCUGUUUUUUUCUCUCCAUAACUCUCUUGUUGAGUCUAACAAUACUGGUCUUAACCACAGUACGUGAAAAGUCAAUAUCUCCAUCGGAACCGGAGAGUUCCGGCGACGUGGUGGCGCUUGGGCGGAGUGAAAGGUCGAGAUUAGCAUGUUUUGGGGAAAUCUUUGGUGCAUUAAAGGAGUUACCUAGACCCAUGUGGAUUUUGAUGUUGGUGACGUGUUUGAAUUCGGUUGCUUGGUUUCCAUUCUUGUUGUUUGACACUGAUUGGAUGGGGAGAGAGAUUUAUGGAGGUAAGGUUGGAGAGGGGAAGAUGUAUGACCAUGGUGUUCGUGCGGGUGCAUUAGGGUUGAUGCUGAACUCGGUGGUGCUGGGUUUCACCUCCCUGACGGUGGAGGUUUUGGGACGUAGGAUUGGAGGGGUGAAGAGGUUGUGGGGGUGUGUCAACUUCUUGUUGUCUUUUUGCUUGGCUAUGACUGUUUUUGUGACCAAAAUGGCUGAGUCAACACGGCGGUUCACAGCGGCGCCUGGUGGCGGCACAANCCUCUAUUGCCGCCGGGAUACAAUUCGGAUGGGCUUUACAGCUCUCUUUGCUGACCCCAUACGUUCAACUAUUGGCGACAACUGUUCUUCUCGUUUUGGCCGUCGCUGUCCCUUUAUUGCCGCCGGAGCUGCUCUAGUUUCUAUCGCGGUCUUCCUCGUCGGCUAUGCUGCUGAUAUUGGUCACAUCUCCGGUGACCCACUUGGGAAAACACCUAAACCCCGAGCCAUUGCCGUGUUCGUCGUCGGUUUUUGGAUCCUUGACGUCGCUAACAAUAUGUUACAGGGUCCAUGCCGUGCCCUCUUGGCUGAUCUCUCCGGCGGAAACGCCCGGAAAACCCGAAAGGCCAACGACUUCUACUCCUUCUUCGUGGCCGUCGGCAACGUGCUUGGCUUCGCUUCCGGCUCGUACACCCACCUCUACAAGCUAUUCCCAUUCACAAAAACAAAUGCAUGUGAUGUGUACUGUGCAAACCUAAAAAGCUGUUUUUUUCUCUCCAUAACUCUCUUGUUGAGUCUAACAAUACUGGUCUUAACCACAGUACGUGAAAAGUCAAUAUCUCCAUCGGAACCGGAGAGUUCCGGCGACGUGGUGGCGCUUGGGCGGAGUGAAAGGUCGAGAUUAGCAUGUUUUGGGGAAAUCUUUGGUGCAUUAAAGGAGUUACCUAGACCCAUGUGGAUUUUGAUGUUGGUGACGUGUUUGAAUUCGGUUGCUUGGUUUCCAUUCUUGUUGUUUGACACUGAUUGGAUGGGGAGAGAGAUUUAUGGAGGUAAGGUUGGAGAGGGGAAGAUGUAUGACCAUGGUGUUCGUGCGGGUGCAUUAGGGUUGAUGCUGAACUCGGUGGUGCUGGGUUUCACCUCCCUGACGGUGGAGGUUUUGGGACGUAGGAUUGGAGGGGUGAAGAGGUUGUGGGGGUGUGUCAACUUCUUGUUGUCUUUUUGCUUGGCUAUGACUGUUUUUGUGACCAAAAUGGCUGAGUCAACACGGCGGUUCACAGCGGCGCCUGGUGGCGGCACAACUCCUCUUCCGCCGGUGCCUGGUGUUAAGAUUGGCGCAUUGACUCUCUUUGCAGUUUUGGGUAUCCCUCUGGCGGCGACUUAUAGCAUUCCCUGUGCUCUAGCAUCCAUAUUUUCUAACUCUUCUGGUUCUGGGCAAGGUCUCUCACUAGGAGUUCUAAAUCUUUCCAUAGUUAUACCACAGAUGGUGGUCUCGUUGUUGAGUGGGCCGUGGGACGCCCUUUUUGGAGGCGGUAAUUUACCAGCAUUUGUGGUGGGAGCCAUUGCAGCGGCGGCUAGCGGGUUGUUUGCGCUAACCAUACUCCCAUCUCCACAACCCGAUAUACCAUCAGACAAAGUUUCAAGGCCCAUCACUGGGUUUAACUAGUGUUUGUUUUUAGUUUUUCGUGUUUCUCAUCUUCUUUUUUCCUAUUUCGGUCACAAAAAUGGUCAUUUUCUGUUCAAUAAAAUAUAGUUAACGGCUACACACACGCCAAGCAUGUUGGAACGGCCAUAGUUAAUCCUCUAUGUAUGAAACUUUGAACAGCUAUGCGCCUGAUAAGCGUGGUACGACCAUGGUUUUAAAUGUGAUGGGGUCUCGAAAAUAAUAGCCCCAGCCCAAUCGAUGAGUUGUUACUUGGAUUAAUGAGUUCAAUUGAGUAUAAGGUUGACUUGUGAAUAAUGGAAGGCACUGAAUGUAAGUGGUUCAUCUUAGUCAAAAGACUGAGGCUACGUCCACUGUAAUGGAGUCUUUUGUUUCUUAAGAUCGUAUAUUGAGAUUGUUGGCACUGAGCCUUUACAAGGGCUUAUGCUUGGUUUGUUGUGUAUCAAGGGC
Molecule: messenger RNA, 3033 nt
Organism: Ilex paraguariensis (yerba mate)
Lineage: Eukaryota; Viridiplantae; Streptophyta; Magnoliopsida; Aquifoliales; Aquifoliaceae
Source: the annotation of a GenBank genome assembly